Molecule: messenger RNA, 6054 nt
Organism: Heterocephalus glaber (naked mole-rat)
Lineage: Eukaryota; Metazoa; Chordata; Mammalia; Rodentia; Bathyergidae
Product: ALX homeobox protein 1
Biological process (GO): embryonic skeletal system morphogenesis; negative regulation of DNA-templated transcription; positive regulation of transcription by RNA polymerase II
Molecular function (GO): protein binding; RNA polymerase II transcription regulatory region sequence-specific DNA binding; DNA-binding transcription activator activity, RNA polymerase II-specific
Source: RefSeq, a predicted model, not a curated record
UACAAGCCAGCGAGGAGAUUUCGCUGCCGGUGCGAGAGCAGGAGGAUUCAAAGCCGGGAUUCGUGUUGGGGGAGUAGAGAAUAAUGGAAGACAGUGAUGAUAAAGAUGCAAAGCUUGAUGAAGAAAUAGAAGCUGAGUUGGAUAAAAUCAGCAUUUCCUCCUUGGAAAAAGAAGAGACUGAAAGUGAUUCAAAGUCAGAAACCCAGAGUGAUGACAGUGAUAUUGGUGAAGAUAAAUUACCAGAGUCAGUUAUUCACUGUAUUAACACUAUAAAGAACAGGAGUAAAGCCGUUGAAGAGCUCAUUCUUCAGGAUUUAGAAGAUAAUGAUGUCUUAAGCACUAGUUAUGAAGCAGUUUCUAAUAAUCAUAUGCACUUAAGGAUAGGAUUAUUAACUGAAUGUAAAGAAAAUCCGGAGCAAUUAUUGAAGAUAUUAUCGGGACUAGAAAAAGAAGAUUUUAUUAGAAGUGAAACCCACUGUGCCAGCCGUGGUUCUCCUCCUGAGCUCAGUCCUCAUGAUUUGCCCAUUGAUGAAUAUGUUUUAUCAGAUGACGUGGAUAUAAACUUUGGAUACUUUGAAGUGGAAGAAAGAUGUAGGCAGUCUUUUGAAGCUUGGCAAAACAAACAGAAAGAGCUAGAAGACAAAGACAAAGAAACUCUCAAAGCACAGAGGGAUAGAGAAGAAAAGCAGUUUCAAGAAGAAGAAAAAAAGAGAGAUUACUGGAUGAAGCAAUUUGAAGUUGAAAAGCAAAAGAUAGAGAAUCUUCAAAAAGAAGAAGAAGACAAGAUGAAUGAUAAGCUCCACAAAGAAGAGGAAAUGUGGAAAGAGAAAUUUAAACAGCAUGAGGAAUUCAUUAAAAACUUGCAUUUACAAAUGGAAGAAGAAAGAACGAGAUUUAAAGACCUACAGAAAAAAGAAGAAAUACGUUUGUUAAAACUUCAGCAUAAUGCAGCUGUAAAAAUUCAAGCUAAAUACAAGGCAUUUGUAACCUACCAAAAAUAUGGCCCAAUCAUAAGAGAACAAAUAGAAACUAAGAAAAGGAAAGCACAAGAAUGGAUAGAAAAAGAAGCACAAAUACUACAGAAGGCAGAGGAAAAGCAAAAAAGAUUAGAGGAAGAACAAAGGAUAGCAGAGGAGAUAAAAAAGAAAAAGGAAGAGGAAAGGAAAAAGAGAGAGAGAGAAUAUGAAGAAAGAAAGAAUAUCUUGAGACAAGAAAGAGAGGAACUACUAAAAAAGGAAAAAUUAAAAUUAAAAGAAAAUACAAGUCAACAGCUAAUAGUAAGUAGUACAUUAAAGAAGGGAGAAUAUAAUACCAAACAUUUAAUAAUUGGCGAUAUAUCAAAGAAUAAGAAUGAUACAGUGAAAAUGUUAGUGAAUGAAAACUUAAAGAAGCAGGAAGAUGUUUCCCUAUGUUUAGUUGAGCAAUCAAAUAAGAGACAAAAUAUAUAUAGACAGGUUGUAUUGAAGGAAUCAGCACAAGUACAGUUAAAAUCAAACCAAACAAUUUUAGCAGAAUUAAAAAUAGAAGAAAAUAGUGAAAGCCUAGGAAAAAGACAAUGUUCUGGAAAAUCAGUUAAGCAAGAAAUAAGAAAUGAAAACAUAGACAAAAUAACUAAAUUGGAAAAUUCGGAUCUAAAAGAAAAUGUGACUGAACAAGAAUUAAAGUCUCAAAUACAAAAAGAGGAAGAUCUGGAACAUGCCAUAAGUGAGAUUGUCAGACAAGAAACUCAAAUAAUAUUAGAUCAUAAUCAAGAAAUGAAUGAGGUAAAAAAUGCAGCAGAGAAAAAAAUCAAAGAUAAUCAACAAAGAGUGAUACAAAAUGCAGAAAAUGAAGAGACAUCAGAAAAGAAUGGAUCAUUGAAUGAGGAGAACAAUAGGUCAGUUAUUUCAAAGAAACAAAAACUACUACCAAUAAAGUUAGAAAAUUCUGAAGCUGUUCUACAAGAAAAAGCAAUUGAUUUAAAAUCCAAAGGAAUUGAAGAAAACCCAAAAGAAAAUUCUCUAAAUAGUGACAUUGUGAUUUUUAAUUCCACUGAUGCCAUCACAAAUAUAGAAAGCAAAAUUAACAAACAGGACGUUGAUUUUGGUAGCCCUGCUCCUUAUGAAGACUUGGGUGUUUAUAAUGGAAUAAGUUCCUUGGUUAGUAAAGAAGUAAACUCUCUUAACUAUGAUCCUAAAGAAAUUCCUGAAGACUGCCAUGAAAAUAGGGCUAGAUGUGAGAGUAUCACAAUUUGUUCUAUACCAGAGUCAGCACUUUUAUCUUCUAUUGAAGAAAAGAGACUAGCUUGGAUAAAAUCAUUUAAACCUUGGCUUGAGAUUUCCACACAAAAUCAACAAAAGAAAAUUGUUAAAAGAACGAGACCUGCAAAAUGCCCAGUCAAUAGUAUGUCCCCUUUGAAUACAUUAGAAAUUCUUCGCUGUGGCCCUUGGAACAAUUUACAGCAGGUUACAACUGUUACAUUUCAAGAUUUGCCAGGUUGUAAUCUGUCCACUUUGGCUGAGUGUAUGAAUCUUCAGCUUCUAUCUCUUAGACGCUGUGGAUUAACUUCUUUGCACAGCUUGAGUAACUGCAAAAACCUGAAAUACAUCGAUGCACAGGAAAACCAUAUUGAAAGUAUCAAUUGUGAACAUUUGGAAAAUCUCUGUGUGGUUCUUCUCAAUAAAAAUCAACUGACUUCUCUUCAUGGUUUGGAUGGCUGUACUAAUAUCCAAAAUCUUGAGCUUUCACAUAAUAAAAUCACUCGAAUUGGUGGUUUAGAAUCUUUGAAAAAUCUUCAGCAACUAAUUGUGGACCACAAUCAAUUAAUUAGUACAAAAGGCCUUUGUGAUACACCUACCAUUAUAUACUUGGAUUGCUCUUAUAAUAAUCUUACUGAUAUUGAUGGCAUUGAAAAUUGCGGAUUGCUUCAAGUAUUGAAGUUACAGGGAAAUUAUCUAAGUAAGCUUCCAUCCUUGGGAAAUCAUGUUCUACUAAGAGAAUUGCACUUGGAUGAUAACAAUAUUUCAACUAUGGAAGCAUUUUCUUCAUAUUGGCUACCUUUACUACAAAAUCUUACUAUUUCUCAGAACAGUUUGACAAGAAUUGUACCACUUUUUCAUUUUAUUUCUUUGGAAAAACUAGAUGUCAGCAACAAUUGUCUUUCUGAUCGUGAAAGUGCCAUGAAAUGGUUUGAUGCAUGUUAUUCUCUCCGUGAAUUGUCUCUCACUGGGAACCCACUUCUUCAAGAAAUAAACUGGAGGCAUUCUCUACUUCAAAUGUUACCAGCUCUAAGAAUCCUCAAUGGCGAUAUGCUAAGCUCUUCCUCAGAAAUCCACACUGAGGAACACUCCCCUGAAGAGUCAGGACAGUUCCUAAUACUGUGUCAGGCCCAGAUUCGAGAAUUUCAGUUACUAGCUGAAAACAGUAUCACCAGAAAAGGGGAUGUUUUCACCUUGGAUACAGCAGAAAACUUCUAUCAUUAUUUUAAGAAACUGAUGACACUUAGUAAUGAAUACAGACAUGCACAUGAACGUGGGGAUGUACGUAUCACCAAGAGAGAUGAAUCCGACACUCAGCAAAAUCGUUUGGCCCCUCUGUAUCACAGCACAGUGAAAAAUGGGGGCUUCCGUUCUUGUGCAAAGGAACUUAAUUCUGACUCAUCAAAUAUUUCUGGGAAAUCGAUGGACUCUGGUUUUAGUCAUUCCCCAUUGAGCUACCCCUCUGUAUGUAAAGGUUUGGAAGAAAUAAAUCAGGAAAAAUUAGUAUUCCAGAAGAGAGAAGACAGUAAGACAUGCAGUAUUACCACCAAAAGUAUCCCAUUGGUGGAAACAACAAUGACAAAUUCUCUGCUGAGGAAUUGUCAAAAUAUCGACCACAGUGAAGAAAUGAUGGCAGCUCUGGUGAUCCAGGCAUACUGGCGUGGUUACGUUGUACGCAGACAGAUUAAUUUCUUUACAAGGAUACAUACUGUUACAACAGAACCCCUGCCAAAUUCCUUCAAUAAUCAGACUAUUCUAAUGAAAGAAAAAAGGAAAAAGAUUAUGAAUAUCGACAAACAGAAGGAGAAGGCUGCUGUUCUUAUUCAGGCAGUUUGGAAGGGAUUUAUUUUGCGAAAGAAACUGACAAUAGCCCUAGAAUCUAUGAAGAAUGAAGAAUCUGAAGAAGAAUAUGAAGAAAUAGAUUUAAAUGAUUUUACCUUCGAUGAAGCUGCCUUAGAGAGAGAAUGGCUAGCUUUAGAUUCUGUUCGCUUCCCUUCGCAAACACUGCUGCUCUCAAACCAGCUGCACCGGCCAAAGAUUUUUUUGGAAAAGGUCCCUGGAACCUUGAAAUAUGAUAAUACUUCACUUGACUUACCAAGCCAUCCAGCACAAGCAUGGCUAUAUAAUGAGAAAGAAAAUUUGUUUUCAUCAGAACACACACAGUUACAUAGCAGAUCAGAAAAUAGAACGUUAUCCUGGACACCUGAAUCAAAGAUCAGUAGAAAGAGUUUGCUAAAAUCUGAAAAAGAAGAAAAAAUCUCAGAAGAAUGGGGUUUUAAGGAUAUUUCUACUGCUCAGCAAAUGCUGAAGAGGGCACAGAAAAUGAAAUCAAAGACAUUAAAGAAAAAGUUAGAUCCUACUGUGCGUCUAGCGUUAUUCAAAAACAGUGAAAAUAAAGUUUCUCUUACAAAAUCACCAAAGAAGUCACGUCCCAUAAGAGAUGGUCACUCUGAAGGUAAGGAAGAUGACUUAAUCUACAAAGACACCUCUGCCAAUGAAAAAUUGGAACAGAGUACAGCAUAUACAUACGAGUGGCUUCACACACAGGUUGGGGUUCAUGAAACAACUAGUUCCAGAAAUAUGAAAAGCAAUCACUUCUUGCCUGAGUUAGAUCCAGAUGUACUUAAUGGUAGAAGAGUUCAACUUGUGGCAAGACAUGUAAGCAGAGAAGACACGGAUUUAGACCUUUUUUCCAUGACCAGUGGAAGUACUUUGUCUGUGAACAGAGAAAAAAAGAGUCAGGCACAUAGCAGACACUCAGCGGGAUCUUCAAUGAAUUAUGGGAUCACCAAAGUCGAAGGACAACAACCACUUCACACCGAACUGAACAGAGCAAUGGACAACUGCAACAGUCUCCGGAUGUCUCCCGGGAAAGGAAUGCCAGAGAAGGGAGAAAUGGAUGAACUUGGGGAUAAAUGUGACAGCAAUGUAUCCAGCAGUAAAAAGCGGAGACACCGAACCACCUUCACCAGUUUGCAGCUGGAAGAACUAGAAAAGGUCUUUCAGAAAACCCAUUAUCCCGACGUCUAUGUCAGAGAACAGCUUGCUCUGAGAACAGAGCUCACUGAGGCCAGGGUCCAGGUGUGGUUUCAAAAUCGAAGAGCCAAGUGGAGAAAAAGAGAACGUUAUGGCCAAAUACAACAAGCUAAAAGCCACUUUGCAGCCACCUAUGAUAUAUCAGUUUUGCCAAGGACUGACAGCUACCCACAGAUUCAGAACAAUUUGUGGGCAGGAAAUGCAAGUGGCGGUUCUGUGGUUACUUCAUGCAUGUUACCACGUGACACUUCCUCCUGUAUGACACCUUAUUCUCACUCACCUCGGACAGAUUCCAGUUACACAGGGUUUUCAAACCACCAGAAUCAGUUCAGCCACAUGCCCCUCAACAAUUUUUUCACUGACUCUCUUCUUACCGGGGCUACCAAUGGACAUGCAUUUGAAACAAAGCCAGAGUUUGAAAGGAGAUCUUCCAGUAUUGCAGUUCUUCGAAUGAAAGCCAAGGAGCACACCGCCAAUAUUUCAUGGGCCAUGUAACAUAUAAUACUCUUUUAUUUUUCUUUUAAUGGCAAAGUAAACCAUUCUUAUUUCUCAUAUUUAAAGGAUACCACAAUAAGCUGCUGUGUGUGGAAUUGCUAAAGGUCAAGAUAUACAGUGAGACCAGCUUAAAUGAAUAGUUGUUAUUAUUUAACAUUAAGAUCUAAGAAUGAACCUCUGAAAACACUAAAUAGGUUUACCAUGUCUUCACAAACUCUGUUUUAGUAGUAAGACUUUUUUUCCCUAUUGUACAAGUCGAUGAAAUAUGGUCAUGCAACUUCUUAAA